This is a messenger RNA of Ochlerotatus camptorhynchus, 407 nucleotides long. RefSeq lists its product as uncharacterized. Bases 80 to 373 code for a protein of 97 amino acids. The record is from RefSeq and is a predicted model, not a curated record. The transcript has 2 exons. NCBI's taxonomy places the organism in Eukaryota, Metazoa, Arthropoda, Insecta, Diptera, Culicidae.
AGCCACCGUUCGAAUUCAGUGCACUGCUUCGAAGCACCUGUUUGUUUAUCCCACGCAAAUUUGUUGAACGAGCUCAAUCAUGAAGGCGUUCAUUGUAGUUCUGCUAGCGAUGGCCAUUGCUUUGGUGGCCAGUUUCCCGGCUGCGGACAUUAGCGGGUCCGCCGAUCUGGAAAGGGCAAACCGGGUGGCCAGGAGCAGCGCGUGGGAUGAAGACCAUGGCACCAUCAAGGAAAUCACCGUUCACAAGACAGUUCACGUUCCCUAUCCGGUCGAGAAGAAGGUCCCGGUUGUGAUCGAAAAGAAGGUCCCAGUGUACAUCACCAAGACGAUACCGGUAUCGAUUAAGAUCAAGCACAUCAGACAUAAGCACUAGAAGUUGUAAGAUAAGGCUGUUAAUAUAUUUUGUA